AUGUCUUCUGAAAAGCUCGCUCUCUCGUUCCAAGAUUACAUUCAACUCCAAACAUGCACUUUUGAAUGGGGAGAUAGUUACGAUGCAAAGGUUCAGCCCACUGCUUUUAUUGAUUAUCGUAUCGUGAUGGAUGAACGAUGGUACUGGCCUGAGAUGGAAGCCGAUGAUUUCAUUGCUAUGGUUUCAUCGGAAGGGUUCUUAGGUGACCCAUGCAUCAAGACUCAACAUUUACUGGGGGGUCAUUGGUACGAACCAAUCUCGGAGACCGAAGUCAUUGGGCAUCAUCAACUACGUGCAGCUCAUUCACGAUAUACCGAUGCUUCUUUGCGCGAGGUGGCUAAACGCGGCCAUGGCCAUGCUACCAACGAGCUGUUCUACCGCCGUAUCGAUGGAGUUUGGAAAUUUGCAGGCAUUCGGCCUUUUGUGCGUUGGAAUGAAUGGGACUUUGAGCAGAUAUUUCGUGGAUUGGAAUUCUCAGAGCAAAACGAAAAGGGAACGGGCAAACCGAUCUUUAAGGCCCUGCCUAGAAGAACAUAG
Talaromyces marneffei is the source of this 537-nucleotide messenger RNA. RefSeq lists its product as uncharacterized. The transcript has 3 exons. The record is from RefSeq and is a predicted model, not a curated record. NCBI's taxonomy places the organism in Eukaryota, Fungi, Ascomycota, Eurotiomycetes, Eurotiales, Trichocomaceae. Bases 1 to 537 code for a protein of 178 amino acids. Gene Ontology annotation, biological process: melanin metabolic process. Gene Ontology annotation, molecular function: scytalone dehydratase activity.